Aethina tumida (small hive beetle) is the source of this 2615-nucleotide messenger RNA. It is a transcript of the gene Kif3C, whose product is annotated as osmotic avoidance abnormal protein 3. NCBI's taxonomy places the organism in Eukaryota, Metazoa, Arthropoda, Insecta, Coleoptera, Nitidulidae. The record is from RefSeq and is a predicted model, not a curated record. Gene Ontology annotation, molecular function: microtubule motor activity; microtubule binding; ATP binding. Gene Ontology annotation, biological process: microtubule-based movement. Bases 134 to 2425 code for a protein of 763 amino acids. The transcript has 11 exons.
GCAGUAACCACGCAGGUCGAGCGUUUGGCUUAGGUCAAGUGGUCAGUUUGCGUCGCGACGCCGCAUUGUCAUGUUCUUUCGCACGAAGCUGCAACGUAUACGUUUUAAAAGAUGACUUAAACGAACCGCAAACAUGGCAGAAAACGUGCGAGUGAUUGUGAGAUGUCGGCCCAUGAACAAAAAGGAACAGGAGCUCAAUUGCAAAUGCGUGGUGCGCAUGAACGAUUGCGUGGUGGAAACGUGGGACCCAAACGAAGGACCAUCGUUCCCCAAGACGUUCACCUUCGACUCGACCUACGACCAAGACUCGAGCACCGAGAACAUCUACAACGACAUUUGUUACCCCCUAAUAGAAAGUGUUUUGGAGGGUUACAACGCAACUAUUUUCGUGUAUGGUCAAACUGGCUGCGGCAAAUCCUUCACCAUGGAAGGCUUAAAGAACGGCAGUCAGAAAGGGGUGAUUUCACGAACGUUCGACCACAUUUUCGAAGCAAUCGCCGUCACUACAGGCGUCAAAUACUUGGCUUUGGUCAGCUAUUUGGAAAUCUACAAUGAGCAGAUCAGGGAUUUGCUGCAACCAAGUGAGAAAAUUACGAAUUCCAACUCCUUAAACCUCAAAGAAACCCCCAACGAAGGAGUAACUGUUCCUGGUUUGACGUCUCACCCCGUUCACAACGCAAGUGAAUGUGAGAACUUCCUAAACAUGGGGUCAAAAAAUCGCAUGAUAGGGGCCACACUGAUGAACCAAAACAGUUCAAGGUCCCAUAGUAUAUUCACCAUUAGCAUAGAACAACUCUCCAACGUCAACAACAACGAAAGCAUCCGCAAGGGUAAAUUAAACCUAGUUGACUUGGCUGGAAGCGAAAGACAAACUAAAACUGGGGCGACAGGCGAAAGACUGAAGGAGGCGACUAAGAUUAAUUUAAGUCUGAGUGCUUUGGGCAACGUUAUUUCAGCCUUAGUCGAUGGAAAGGCCAAACAUAUUCCAUAUCGGGACUCCAAGCUCACCAGACUGUUACAGGAUUCCCUGGGGGGCAACACGAAAACGUUGAUGAUAGCCUGCAUCAGCCCCUCAGACAGGGACUACAUAGAAACCCUGUCGACCUUACGUUACGCCAACAGGGCGAAAAACAUAAGCAACAAACCUAAAGUGAACGAAGACCCAAAGGACACAAUCCUGAGGCAAUACCAGGAAGAAAUAGAACGACUAAAAAGCCUUUUGGGCGACCAAAAGCCUCAAAACUAUCUGGAAAUCGAAGACCUAACCAAUGAGCCGGUUGAAGAAAAGCUGGAUGAAAAGCGUGACCAGCUGUUAAAAGAAUACCAGGAGGAGAUGAGGAAGCUGAAGAGCCUGCACGAGACUGAAAAAACUGAAAAAGAGAACGUGUUAAAGCAAAUCGAGAACAUACGCGAGGAGUACGAGAGGAACAUCCAACAGCUGAACGAAGAGAAGGCCAGCAAGGCGUGUUCGCAGGAGGAAAUCGUGAAGAGGAUCGAGGUGUUGAAGGCGGCGAUGAUUGGAGGGGAAAAGGCUGGCGACAAGGAACUGUCGGAGCGGAGGAAACGCAAGAAACAGGAGGCGGAGAAGAGGGCGAGCGUGAUUGCCCACCUGCUGGCCAAAAUCGACCAGAACGAGGACAGGGAGCUGCUCCAGAAUCAGUACAAGGACAUCAGUCAGGAGCUGAACCUCAAAACUGAGGCGUUGAGGAGGUAUCGGCACAAAGUCAAGCUGUUGGAGAAGGAAAUCGGCGACAUUCAGGGGGAGUUUGAGGCGGAACGACAGGAUUAUUUGGAGACGAUCAGGAAGCAGGAAAAAAAUCUGAAGUUGCUAUCGCAAAUUUCUGAAAAACUUUCUGGUACUUUGAAAAAAGACUGCAACUAUAGUGAUUUAGAAGCAAUAAAGGAACAAGCAAUUUGGUUGGAUGACUCGCAGAAGUACAAGUUACCAGAUGUGAUUUUUCCAAGAACUAAACUACCACCACCAGGUAGAGUACUAGAUAUUCAGACAGCACCAGGUCGUUUACAGUACGACUCUUUCGAUGAGGAAGGAAAGAAAUCGACCGAACCCAACAAUGAUCUGAUCGAGAACUACUUUCAACCCACCACCAAACGUGCCAACGAACUCCUCAACCAAUCGUCCAAAAUCAACGCCUCGACCGUCUUCAACAAGUGGCGGGGGGCAAACGCGUUUUCAGAUUACGCCAAAAGGAACAGGAGCACCGAAAACUUGACGCAAGUCCUGACACCGCCCGGCACUUCCAAAAACCUGAACAACAGCUACUCAGGCCUCAACAAUCUUUGGUUGAAUGGUACUUCUUCGAUAAACCCGGACACGAACUACCGUAGACCUUUUCGACUGGAAGCUCUGCCAAACAUUGCGACCCGUCCCCGACUGGGGAAGCUGAACAAGCUCGAGUUUCUAUAGUGAGAUUUGUUGUUGUAUUUUGUGAUACUGAAGAAUUUUUUUAUAUAUGAGACGUUGAGAAAUUGAUAUAAUUUAUAACUGAUGAAUUUUAAUAGAUUGUAAUUGUUAUCAGAUGAGACCAACAGUGUGAUAUUCUCUGAAUUUGAUAUUUUAAUACGUAUUUUUCUGCGCAAUAAAGGCAUUAAAAGGU